Biomphalaria glabrata is the source of this 2572-nucleotide messenger RNA. RefSeq names its product proline-rich transmembrane protein 1-like. Lineage: Eukaryota; Metazoa; Mollusca; Gastropoda; Planorbidae. The annotation marks the transcript as partial. The transcript has 3 exons. The record is from RefSeq and is a predicted model, not a curated record. Gene Ontology annotation, cellular component: membrane.
AUCACAGUUCCACCAUCAUACGAUCAAGCUACUCCCGAUGAACAGGGAUAUCCUCAGCAAGGAUACCCACCAGCCCAAGGGGGCUACCCACAAGCCCAAGUUGGAUAUCCUCCACAACAGGCCGGAUAUCCACCUCCACAGGCCGGCUAUCCACCUCCACAGGCCGGCUAUCCACCUCCACAGGCCGGCUAUCCACCUCCACAAGCCGGCUAUCCACCAGCUGGCGGUUACCCUGGAUAUUAUGGGCAGCAAAGCAAUCAGACAAGUAACAAUAUAGUCAUAACACAGCAGCCUACAUCAGGAGCCACGGUCGUCGCCUCAUACCAAGAUCACAUGACAGCGGCCAUCUUGGUAACUCUAUGUUGUUUCUGGCCAACAGGAAUAGUGGCCAUUAUAAAAGCCAGUGAGGCUCGCAGUGCCAUGGCAAGGGGAGAUCUUGCUUCCGCCAGGUCCUACUCUCAAUCGGCUAAGACUCUGGUCAACGUUAGCAUCGGUGUUGGCAUCGCAACCAUCGUCAUAGUGGCGAUCAUCAUAGGUGUCACCGUCGGUAUAAGCGCUUCAUCUUACAGUCGAACCAGUUCCAGUGGCUAUUACUACAGCGGGUAAACUAACUCCAUCAUUCCAGUGACCAGUCUUUCCGGAACAGACCUCUAACAUUCAACUAUGAUGUCAAGGAGUUUUUGCCCUUCUUUUUUCGUAUGUCAGCGUGUGUGUAUGUUUUUACAACAGUUAGCGAGUGUUAAAAUAUCUGCAGAGUGCUCCAUUUUAUUUAUUUGUAUCUUGUAAAGUGAUGUACAGAUGUUUACAGAUUAACAGGUAGCUCUACUACCCCUGAUAAUUAUGAUAAUAAUGACAAUUACAGUAGGUGAGUACCCAUUCUUCGUAGCACAAGAUGACAACAACGUCAUAACUAAAAAAAAAAACUUAAUAACCGUAAACAAAUCCGAUCCUAGUUAAAAAAAGAUUGCACAGUAGGUAUGGGUCAGUUGUACCUCUUGCAGCAUGUAUUUGCUCUAAGUAAUUUGGCAAGUCUUUUUUGUAUGCUGUCAGCCAUCCACACUGGAGUAAGGUAUUGUCUUACUGAAUCACUUAGAGGACUCAUUACACCUUUUUGAUUCCAACAUCCUAGCACUAACAAAGUCAAAUAGCUUAGCCGCUUAGCUCUAUUCGGCUGGGUGCAUUUUUUUUUGUUUUGAAAUAAGGUUAUAACAUAUUUCGUCUAUGAUUUGUCAUCCUUGUAUGUUCUCUUAAAUGGAAUGUCUUCCUUCAUACGGCGGCUGUUUUCAAGCUUAUACUUAUAUUUGCUUUUAUUUCAAGCUUAUACUUAUAUUUGCUUUUAUUUCAACGCAUUUACUGUUUUAAACAUUUAUAUUUUUAGGCUGUAUUAAAAAAAAACACUUUUUACUAGUGGCGUAGCUAGGGUGGGGGUUGGGGGGGGGGGGUGGAGUCCAGAUUCAAAAUUCCCCCUGGUCUCUACUUGAGGGGGGGGGGGGCUCCCAAAUGAGUAUCAGAAUAUUUAUUAGAUUAAAUACUAAAGCCAAUGCCAUGUUAUGUUGCUAUUCGUGUUGAUAUGUACAUUAGUGACCAUGUUGCAUGUAUAAAUCUAUUAAGUAUAUUAUCUCAUGUCAUGAUGUCGAAUGUUAAAAUGCAGGGACCCUAAAGGGGCCGAGCCACCCGAGCCCUUAAAUCUCUUGCAACUCUUUUAACUUACCGGACAUGAAGAACUGGACAACGAUAUUGAGCUGGACUAAAAUAUCAAUUUUUCAUGAUUACAUAUUGACUUUUGUUAUUUAAGAUUUGUGUUCAAGAAAUAUUUUAAUAUAAUCUUUAAGAUUAUACUAUGUUAAAUAAAUUUCUACUUAUAAAAUUGUUUUUGUGGCCUUGCUUUUAUAAUCUUGAAGUCUUGAAACAAGUAAAUCUAGAAUACAUUUGUAUUUGUUUUAAAUUAAAUUUUCGUUAAAAAUAUGCCCUUUAUUCUUUCCUUUCACAGUUGAAUAUACUUGUCUAUAUUUCUAUUUAAUACAUACAAUAUAAUGUCAUGGACACAAUUUGAUAUAAUUUUGGAAUAUGAACAAUGAAAAUGUAGGGCUACAGAAAGAAAAUUUAGUGUACAUUGGAGUUGAGUGUACAUUGGAGUUUAGUGUACAAUGGAGUUUAGUGUACAUUGGAGUUUAGUGUACAUUGGAGUUGAGUGUACAUUGGAGUUUAGUGUACAAUGGAGUUUAGUGUACAUUGGAGUUUAGUGUACAUUGGAGUUGAGUGUACAUUGGAGUUUAGUGUACAAUGGUCUAGUUUUGGCCUUUAUUCAAUUGGGAGUACAUAAUUGCUGGCUUGUCUUUUUUCAUUCCAAGAAUUAUAUUUAUUGUUCCUCUUUAUAUAAUGAUUUGUGGAAACUAAUGAACUUCUUUGUUGUAGUUUGUUUGUUUUUAUGGUGAAUUAAACAAUGCAAAUGAGAUUUUUUUUUUGGUUAAAUGUUCAACGUGUUUAGCCUUACAAUAAUGACAUCACAUAAAUAUAAGUUGAUAUUUGUAUAAUGUAUUAUGUGAACUUCAGAAAUAAAUCUAUUUUUACU